UGUUUGAAAAAUAAGCACAAACUCAAUUUUCGUAGCUGUAUUGUUGAAUUGUUAAAACAAACCAUUGAAUUGAUAUAAAGGAGAUUUUUGGACAUGCGUGUAAAUGGAUUUUUGGAUUAUUAAUCUAGUUAAUCUUUUAUUGAAAAACCUUACUAAGACAGCGUCAAUUUAACAAACUGAAAGAAAAAUCCAUCAUCCAUCUAUUCACAUCUUGAUAUAGAAGAAAAUGGAAGGGUCCAAGAUGGAAGAGCAAAUAAUAACGGAUCAAACCUUACAACCUAUUGUUAUUGAGUGGAUGAUUAAACUUCAGCAAGGAAUAUUGACUGCUACCGAUAUUCGUUCUUACUGGGCUCGCACAGUUCCUAAAAUCUAUAGUCCAUCUCGAGAUUGUAACUGUUUAAAUAUUCAAUUUGAUGAAGAGAAAGCAAAAUCGACUCUUCUUUUACCCUUGGAACAAUUCUUGACUUUAAGUGAUAAUCCCAAAGAAGUAUGUGAAAACCUCAAAAAAACUGAUGCCGAUCCGAUGCUUUGUGGUAAAAUGUUCAAAAAUGGGGAACCAGUCUACUCUUGUCGGGACUGUGGGCUUGAUGCUUCCUGUGUCCUUUGCGUGGACUGUUUUAAACGAAGCGCUCAUCGUAAUCAUAAAUACAAAAUGUGUAUGAGCUCAGGUGGAGGCUACUGUGACUGCGGGGAUUCCGAAGCUUGGAGAGCACAUGUCUUCUGUGAUGAGCAUCUUAAGGGAAGUCAAAAGGCUGGUGAAGAGGAAGACCCAAAAAACAGGUUAAAUCCUGAUCUUGUUCGAAGAGCUGAAAUCAUCAUGAAAACUGUGGUACAUUAUUGUUUUGAAAUUUUAGAAUGGGAAAAUUCAACAGUCUUACCUGAAAGCUUACAAGUAAAAUCAGCUCAAUCAGAGCCUGGAUCAGAAGAUUAUGCUACGAUGCUUUUUAACGAUGAAAUUCAUACAUAUGAUCAAGUUAUCCAAACAUUGAAUCGUGCAAUUGAAUGUUCUACAAAAGAAGCCAUUGAUUUUGCUACGACUAUUGAUCAUGAGGGAAGAACAAUUGUCAGAUGUUCUAAUUUCCAAUCAUGUUGCCAUGUUAAGCAAUUGAUUGAAAAACACACUGGUAGAAGUGGUAGUAAAUCUCUGAAAUGUGAUGUUAUGUUAACAAGUGUCAUUGCUCAUCAAACAUUUGCCAUGAGGCUACUUUCCUGGCUUCAAAAUAUUUUGUCAUAUUGCGAAGGGUUUAGAUCAAUAUUUGGCUCAAUUAUGAUGCAAAUGUAUCCAGAAGAAGAGCCAGAUCCGUUUGCAGGCUCUCUGCUGGAAGCAAUUAUGAAGACUGAUGUUCGUCUUUGGAAAACUGCAAGAAACCAAUGGCACCAACUUUUCAUAAUUGGCCUUUUAAUGAAUUCCGAAACAAAAAAACAAUUUGCAAAAACAUUUACACGAAUCUAUUCUUCUCUUAUGAAAGACUUUAUCAACGAUGAUCAUGAACAUGGUGUAUCAAUAGCAAGCCUGGCUGUUCAAAUUUUCACGGUGCCAACUUUAGCUCACAGUCUUAUUGCCGAGGAUGACGCAUUUAAUAUCCUAAUUUCAACGUUUUUACAUGAAUGUGUUAAACACCGUAAUACUGAGGGCAAACUUGCUUUUGAACGAAAUCAUGCAACAAUCAACUCCUUCAAGCGAGUUCAGUUUAUACUCUCAGAUCUUAAAUAUCUUCUUUACAUUAAACCUAAAGUAUGGACCGAUGAGUUAAGAAAAAGUUUUCUACAUGGAUUUCGUCGACUCAUUGAGCUUUUGGGCUGGAUGCAAGGAAUGGAUAGUGUUGUACGACAAAUAGGAGCUCAUGUUGAAUUUGAGGCUGAAUGGGAAACAGGUAUUAAUCUUCAACUCAAACUUGCUCCCAUUUUAUCAUUGAUCAUUGAAUGGUGUGGUUCUGAUCUAAGUGUACUGGUCAAAUCUCUCCGUAUUUCUGUUCAAGACUUAAGUGACCGCAUGAGUUUCAUUCAAUAUGAUGAAUGGUCUUUAUGCUCAUAUCGUGUUAAAUGUAUUCAAUAUGAUGUUUCAACUAAUCCUGUUACAAUACAUAUACCAUUAUCCCGACUAGUCGCAGGUUUAUUGCUUCAUGUUACAAUGACAGAUUUAAAUCCUAAAGAUUUAAUUAGACCUGCUGCUCGAGUUCUCAUGGAACUACCUCUUCGCACUUUAGUUUUAAUAGCUCAAUUUAGGGCUGGUAUGUGGCGAAGAAACGGUUUCUCUUUGGUGAAUCAAGUUUAUUUUUAUCACAAUACUCGUUUAAGAGAUGAAAUGUACGAUCGUGAUAUCAUGAUGUUACAAUUUGCUGCUGCUUCAAUGGAUCCAAAUGAAUUUUUAGUUCUGGUUCUCCAUAAGUUUGGUCUGAUUUUCUGGGCCCAAGACUCAUUUGAAACCAAAAGUCGUAAACCUGAAGAAGAUUUUAUGAGGCAAACUGUUACUAUGGUGGAAGAGUUUCUCAAUUUAUUAUUAAUCAUUGUUAGUGAACGAUACACCCCAGGUAUCGGUAAAGUUACUUUUCAAGAACGCAUGAGACGAGAAAUAAUACAUUGGUUGUGCAUGGAGCCGAUGACCCACAGUGAUCUUUUAAAAUGCUUACCCCGUGAACUUUAUGAUGAGGUUGAAAUUGAGAAGUUAAUAUUGGAUGUUGCCAGUUUCAAGCGACCCUCACCAAACCAAGCUGGGGGCAAAUAUGAACUUAAAGAAGAAUGUUAUUCGUAUUUCAAUCCCUUCUUUUAUCAUUACUCACGUCAAGAACAAAGUACCGCUGAAGAGGUUCAGCUUAAGCGUAGACGUACCAAUCGUGAAAAGCUUAUUUGCUGUCCUCCACCAGUUCCUCCGGAUUUCGCCCCAUUCUAUACUCCAAUUUUGAAGAUUCUUCAAAGUGAUAUAUUUCUUCAUGUUAUUAAUUCAGUUUUGGUUCGGGCUACAUCAUCAUACUCACUUUCAUUCUCAGAGACUCAAUUCGAGAAAACUUUACACUUAAUCGGUGUAGCUUUACAUGAAGAGAGCAAAUCAUUGGAACAAGCACCUCAAAAUGACAUGGAAGGUCAAAUCAGAUUUACUGAACUUGCCGUUUCCAAAGGCAUUUUAACGGGAUUGCAAGCUUGUUUAGAAGUUUCUCGAAUUGAUUCACACCGAGAUCUACUUUUGUGGACUCUUAAAAAAUUUUCUGAUGUUGCCAAAUUACGAGGAACAGAACUACCUCAAACUUCAACCAUGAUGUCAGCUGUUUCGGAGAUGGAAGAUGAAAAGCCUCGAUCUAAAGAGUCAUCUAAAGCAAAGAUUGCCGCUCAAAGAAGAGCCAGAAUCAUGGCACAAAUGAAAGAUAUGCAAAAAAAUUUUAUCAAAGGUCAUGCUGAAUAUUUUAAAGAUAAAGAUUCAUGUUCCACAUCUGGUGGAUCUCUUAUGGAUUUGUCAAAUGCUGAAGAUGAAUCUAGAGAACUACCUAGACAACCCUGUGCAGUUGGAAUGAACCAACGAGGAAAAGAGAUUCCAGAAGAAAGUCAUAUCUGUAUCCUAUGUCGUGAGGAACAAGCUAUCGAAGUCUCUGGCCGCUGCAUGGUUUUGGCUGCUUUUGUUCAAGGAUCCACUGUUUUAUCAAAGAAUCGUGAACGUGAUGUCAACGAGGAAAACUUUCUGCCGUUUAUGCCCGCUGAUCUCUACUUUGGCUGUCAUGUUUCAACUUGUGGUCAUGUAAUGCACAGCGAUUGCUGGCAAAAAUUUUUCGAUGCAGUGCUUAGUAAAGAAAGAAGAAGACCUUUGCGUUAUGGUCGGCAUGUCAGCUUCGAUGUUGAUAAAAGUGAAUUUCUUUGUCCUCUUUGUGAAUGCCUCAGUAAUGCUGUGAUACCUUUGAUACCACCUUCUAUCUACCGUGAAACUGAUUCGGAACCCUAUGUCCGAGAUAUCAACCUUUCCGAUUGGAUUACUAGUUUACUAGGUCUAAUUGAGAAAAUAUCACUCAACAAAAUUGGCUCUGGUCAACCAGAUGGUUGUCGUAUUUCUACACUAGCUGAACUCAGUACUCGUCCUAGUGAAGGGGCUUACGCUGCAUCUUUAACCACUGCUUUUAUAGAAAUCUCGAAAAAACUUUCUGACGAUAUCAAAUCAAUGAUGAGACUUUUAAACCAAUCAAUUAAUAAUAUAUUUCGUCAUCGUUCCGAUUUUAUUCAAGAAGACAUGAUACCAAACCAUGCUUAUUGGGCAGCGGCCUUUACAAUUCACUCAAUUGAACGAGUUCUACGUGACGAGAAGAAAUCUAUUUUCGGUGAUUUAUCCUCUAGAAGAUAUAAUUGUCUUCAAGCUCUAGUCAGAUAUGUGGGAGUAAUUACCGUAGAAGAUGAUUCGGGUUGUAUAGGAAUACAUUGUGCUCGUCUUUUAAGAUAUCUUCUUGUUUAUGAAGAUUAUAUCCUCAAUCCCAGUUGUUUAGACGUUGAUGCUUUUGGCCUAUUGUUAACCCUAAUAUUAACCAGCCCGUCUCUUCAUUUACCCGAAGAAGAAGUUUAUACAACCCCUUCUAUACCUAAUGGAAGUGUAUCAGACCAGCAUUUCAUCAACCUUAUGACUGUCUUCCACUGUGUACAAAUUAUUCUCACAGACAAAGAUUUCCUUGAAGAAUGUAGUAGUAGUAGUGAUAGUUUUAGUGACCCAAUGGAAAUUGAUGAUCCCAAAGAUUCUGAAAGUGAGACAGAACUUAAGUUUGUUCAUGAAUUUUAUACCAGCAUAUUGGUAGCUGCUGGAGUAGAUCUUGAAAAAGGUGAAAAGAUCAAGGAAUAUAAUAAGGGUCGUACAGAACGGAUAAUCAAAAUGCUGAGAGCCCAAUUGCUUCCAUUUUUAAGAUGCACCGCAGUCUUUUUUCACUUUUUAACCGGAGUUGUUCCUCCAGCUAGAUUAAAAGAAGGUGGCAGCCAAUCAUUGCCCAGUUCGGAUGUUGAAUAUACGUUACUUUGUGAAUACCUGGGCAUGUCGCCUAAAUUUUCAUUAUCAUUUGGUUGCCAGUCUUUACGUCAACUUUCCCGUAUUUGGUCUCAACAUCCAAGAAUUCGAAUUUUACUCAGUGAAAAACCUGAGAAUCUACUUUUGCCAGCAAAUCUCCCGCUUAAGCUCAUUAAGCAGCCUCAUUCUGUUAAUCAAUUGUCAAGUUUACCCAAAGACUACAGUGAAUUAAUAAACAGUGUCUCCCAAUUUAUCUGUCCCAACUCGGAAAGUGAUGAAGCUCGUACGCCUACAAUGUGCCUUGUUUGUGGCACUAUACUCUGCUCUCAAAGCUACUGCUGUCAAACUGAAGUUGACGGGCAAAUGGUUGGAGCUUGUACCUUUCAUGCUCUUGAUUGUGGUGCAGGUAUCGGAAUAUUUCUUCGUAUCCGUGAUUGUAAGAUACUCCUUCUUGCCGGACGAGCUAAAGGUACUUACAUGUCUGCCCCUUACAUAGAUGCAUAUGGAGAAACAGAUCAAGGUUUAUUCAGGGGCAAUCCUCUAUCUCUGUGCGAAUCUUCCUACAAGCAGCUACACAGAUUAUGGUUAAGACAUGGUAUUCCAGAAGAAAUAGCUCAUUCCCUGGAAUUGCAUAGUAACAUGGCAACCAUCAAUUGGAUUCUGCUCUGAGUUAAAAGUCCACAAAUGAUCAAAAUAUCGAUGAUGACAGACUUUAAUUUUCAACUUUAUGAAGAAGAAAUAUCCAACAUCCAGCGUACAUCAGUCUAUCUCACAGACCCUCUUCUUUUUCUUCUCUCCUAUUUUUUUUAUUACUACAGAAUUUGAGUCUGUAAAAGCUUAUUCUGAUGUGAUUUCCAUGGAAUUAAAUGUUGAAUGAACCAUGAAUGAUAAUCAUUCUUUGUCGAAUGAAAUCAGAAAAAAACAAGGCGAAAUCAUUCUUUUCAUCCAAUAAAAGGGCGAGGCAACGUCAAAAUUUUAUAUCUCAUCAUCAUUACAGUAGAAGUUGAAAUUUAAAUUAUCUUUCAGCCAAUCCCUAUUAACUCCACAAAUAAAUGCACCCAAUUUUAUUCUAAUACUCAAUAUUUAUACAGAAAAACAAAAUAAUAUUGAAAACAAACCUAAAACUGAUUAAAACAUUUCUAGUUUCCAACUGAUUAAUAAAAUCGGUCACACAAUGAACACAAACAAACCAUUAAAUGAAGGCAAUACUUUUGUUAA
Tetranychus urticae (two-spotted spider mite) is the source of this 6184-nucleotide messenger RNA. RefSeq names its product E3 ubiquitin-protein ligase UBR2. Gene Ontology annotation, cellular component: cytoplasm; ubiquitin ligase complex. The record is from RefSeq and is a predicted model, not a curated record. Gene Ontology annotation, molecular function: ubiquitin protein ligase activity; zinc ion binding. Gene Ontology annotation, biological process: ubiquitin-dependent protein catabolic process via the N-end rule pathway; protein ubiquitination. Lineage: Eukaryota; Metazoa; Arthropoda; Arachnida; Trombidiformes; Tetranychidae.